Durusdinium trenchii is the source of this 398-nucleotide messenger RNA. Lineage: Eukaryota; Dinophyceae; Suessiales; Symbiodiniaceae. The record is from the annotation of a GenBank genome assembly.
AUGGCUUUGAAAACCAAGCGCUCACGGUUGUCAGCUGAUGGGAAUGUUUCCAUGGUCAACCUUCAAGAAGCAUUAGAAAAGGGCAUGGCAGAGACAGGAAGGAACCUACACCAUAUGCUUCAGAUGGCCAGAGAAGGGCAAUGCAACUGGACCAGCACGCCGAAGACCGCGUUGGGAAUACUUUCCAAGUACACUGCUGUGUUCCAGGAAUUGCUGAUCCUGUGCCCUAACACUGCGGUAAACAAGACCAAGAUUGCGCAGGCAAUCUAUCAGUGCCAUAUAGAUGGCGGUGAGGUGAGCAAGUUAGCCACCUUCAGCAAGGAUGAUGCUGACAAGGUUGGCGAGGUGAUUCGGAUUACCCUGAGCAAACUUCGCAAAUGCAGCGCUGAUGAGAAACA